Stylonychia lemnae is the source of this 2589-nucleotide messenger RNA. Lineage: Eukaryota; Ciliophora; Spirotrichea; Sporadotrichida; Oxytrichidae. The record is from the annotation of a GenBank genome assembly.
AUGGAAAAAACACUACAAGGAAAUAAUAAUAGAGGCUAAGCUCAUUCAUCUAAUGAUAGCUAUGAAGUUUCGAGCAAUUCCAACACAAAUACUUUCAGAGAUACAGAGCUAGAUGAAUUUGAAGCAAGCAAUCUUAUGAAGAUAUAGAGUUUAACAUCAAUUAUCAAUGAUCCAAAGAGUGACACUUUCUAUAAGUAAUUGUCUGCGUUCAUUUAAAAACCUGACUCCUUUGGCUUUAAGUAAUUGAAAGAAAGCUAAAUUCCUGAUUCAGCUUUUGAUAUUUACAAAGAAAAUCAUGACAGAACUUAUCAGGAAGAUCAAACUAAGGGCAAUAGCACUAAGAAUAAAGUCUAGACUCCUCUAGAUCCAAAUUUGAAGCAGGUGCCUGACGAGUUUUUCGAUGAAAACUUUAGAUUGAAUAAACCAUUUUUCCAAAUUAGUAGCAAUGAUAGUGCACUGAAAUAUAAUGAAAGUCUUGCUAAAUACUUAGAAAUUAUUGAGUCGAAUUUGGUUCGAAAUAUUUAGUCAAACUUUGAUUUCUUUACAGAUGCAUUCAAUAACUUUGAUGGAAUGAAAGACGAUCUAAAGAUGAUAUCAUAGAAGGCAUAAAAUAUGAAGAUGCAUAAUGAGAAAAUAAAGGCUUAAAAUUUAUAAAAGAUGCUCAAAGUUUAUCAUUUAUAAAGACAAAAAAGUAAUAUAGCGAAAGUAAAUGAAAAAUUGAAAUACUUAAGUCUUCUGAAAUAAUCCUUACCUGUCAUAGCAAAUCUAAUUGAUAGUGGUAGCAAUUUCGAGGUAGUUCUAGAUUUGAUUUAGAACUCCAAUGAACUUAUCGACAAUAAACUAGUAUAUAAAUAGAGGCUAAAGGAGUUUAAUUUUAAAUGUAAAAAGCGCCUUGAAAGUGAGUGUCUAAAUCUUAUUGAAAUGUACUUGAAUUCCAGAAUAUAAUUUAUAAAGCCAAAUAUCACUGAGGAUUACAAACAAAAAUUCAAUUAAAAUCUUAAAUUUUACUUUGAUGCUGAGAAAGUUUUAUCAAAAGUGGGUCUUGAAUUUAUCCAUCGAAACUGGACUAUUAAUUUUGAGGACAACUAUAUAAUGAAUAAUGCAGUAACCAGCCCUGCAGAAGUGAAAUUUAAGAAAGAUGUAUUCAAAUAUAUUUCUGAAUAAAGUGAUCAAAAUAUUUACAACUCUUUUAUGCUACUGGGAAUUCUUCUCAGUUAAAUUUUAAGUUCACUUCAAAAUAUGGAAAGAAUAGUAAAAGAUACUGUCCUUAAUUAUUAGAGGAAUUACUUGGAAGAGAGAGAUCUUGAAAAUAUUUCUAAUAAAGAUAGAAAACUAAUUGAGAGAAAACAUGACCUAUUUCUCAAAAACGUAGUGGAUGAGUUUUAAGAUACUUAUAAUAAAGUUAAACAGUAUUUCACUACAAAACUUGAAAAGAACUGGAAAAGAAUAAAUGAAAAAAAUUCAACACUCAAAAUAAGCUCUGAGGAUUUCUAGCAGCAACAUUUCUUUAUGAUGACUUUGAUAGACAACUUAAAAGCACAUUUUAAAAUAAAUCCUAUAAAUAUAACUUCAGUCUCAGAAGAGUAUUAGAAAAAAUUUGUGUUAGAUUUUAAGUCCAAAAAGACUGAUGAACUUAAAAUGCUUCUUGAUAAUGAGCUUUGGACUCAUUCAUAAGUGAAUCCAUUCUUUUAGAUUAUAGUCGACAAAAUAAAUUCAAUAGAGCUAUUUGACUAACCUGAUUAGGAGCAAGACUAACAGAAUUAACUGCAACCAAAAGAUUCUCUCUCUACUCCAGAUUGUGAAUAUAAAAUUGUGACAUCAUUAAUAAAAUUCAUUCACAUGGUGUUUGAAUUUUUGAGAAUUAUUAGAAAUUUCCCUCAAGUAUCAUUUGAAGGAGCUUCUCGCCUUAUUGAGUUCAUAAAGUUUUACAACUCUGUAACUUGCUAGUUGAUUCUUGGAAGCGGGGCAUUUUACUAGAAAAAGCUUGAAAGCAUAACAGCAAAGCAUUUAAGCUUGACUGCUAAUUGCUUGUGCUUUGUUCUUGAUGAAAUACCGUUUAUAUAAUCAUAAGUGGCUAUAAAUCUUAAUGAGAUUCAUUUGAAACAUAUUGAUGCAGAGUUUGUGAAGCUUUCAGAGGAUUUGAAGAAUCAUAAAAAUGGCAUAUUUGAAAAAUUGUAGCAAAUGGUUACUGAUAGUAUUCAAGACAAUUGUGAUGAAGCUAAAGGAAAAAUAGAAUGGGAUAAAUAAUUAGAAAAAGGUGAUAAAGUAGCGGUCAAUCCAUAUAUCUAAAGCAUCUCAAAAGAUGUCACAAACAUGCAUAAGGUCUUGUCAGGAGUUUUGCCAAAGCAUAGUAUCGAAAUUAUUUUUGGGCAGAUAUUUAGAUUUUUAAUGAAAACUUUCGAUGAUUUCUAUGCUUCUGUUAAUACACAAACUAAAUAUGGAAAGAGUAGAAUUAAGGUGGAUCUCAAGUACUUUUAGAAGAGUUUGAUGAAUCUUAAAUUCGAGGAUGAAAACCUGCAAUCAAUGGUGAACUAGAAGAUAAAUACAAUUCUCACAGCAAGAUGUGGCAUUAAGAAUGAAGAGAGUUGA